Molecule: messenger RNA, 4334 nt
Organism: Mauremys mutica (yellowpond turtle)
Lineage: Eukaryota; Metazoa; Chordata; Testudines; Geoemydidae
Exons: 11
Coding region: 702-2897 (731 amino acids)
Biological process (GO): antigen processing and presentation, endogenous lipid antigen via MHC class Ib; immune response; positive regulation of T cell mediated cytotoxicity
Cellular component (GO): external side of plasma membrane
Molecular function (GO): endogenous lipid antigen binding; lipopeptide binding; exogenous lipid antigen binding
Source: RefSeq, a predicted model, not a curated record
GGGGGGCUCUGCCCGGGCAGUCAGGGCCGCCAUUGCCUCGGUGUUGCAGCAUGCGCAGUCCCUGCCGGGUUCCCGCGACUGGCAGCCGGGGCACAGAGCUGAGCAGACGGGCAGGCAGAGGGCUGCGGAGAGGCAUGUGGGCUGCGGAGGAACUGAAAGGUGCCGAGUGUCACAGAAGGUUUAUUAGGCGACAGGAACACGGCGUAGGGCAGAAUUCGUUAGCACAGAAAUCACAGAUUUUCAGCCAAGUCCAGCUUGGGGAGAGGGGAGCCCAGAGCCAGGGCUCUGCCCUCCCCCUGCGCCCCAAGCCAGCCCAGACUGCUGCCUGGCCCCUGCCCUGAAGGUUACUCCUCCUCCGGCCUUUGUCCCACUUCCCAGGCCAAGAGUCCCCUGUUUGCAUCCCACUCCUGGGUCUCAGGUUACGGCCAGAGCAUCCCUGCAGGCAGCUGGAGCAGCCCCCCCAAGUCACACGCCCUUAUUCCCACCACCGAGGUAUUGGUGCAGCACACAGGGAAACUGAGGCACACACAGCAUUCAUGCAAAACAGUAAGACUCACAUACAACAUAACAAGGGACAAUCCCCACUUUGACACCAGAGGAACUGAAAGCUGCGGAGGAACUGAAAGCAUGUGGGGAUCCUGGGCCCCUCGUCUUGCAGCCCUGAAGCCUGUUUGAACUCGGAUCCCCCUUCCCCUGUCAGGAUGCCGCUCCGUCUGCUGCUCCUCCCCUGGGCAUGGGGGGCCCUGGCCUCCUCCCCUCCUGUCACUCCAGUGUCUGUCACCCUCCGGGUGCUCCACAUCGACGUCUUCCACAACGCCAGCUCCACGGACAUGGCGGGGAUGGCCCUGCUGGGCGACCUGGAGACCCACUCCCUGGCCUGCAGCACCUGCGAGAUCCGCUUCCUGCAGCCCUGGGCCCGGCAGGGCCUGACCCCGAAGCAGUGGCAGGACCUGGAGCUGCUGAUCCAUCGCUACCUAUUCAACUUCAACCGGACUGUGAUCAGAAUAGCCCAGCAGCAGGGACAGGGCUACCCCUUUGUUACCCAGGGCUCCCUCGGCUGCGAGCUGCACCCCAACGGCACCUCCAGGGGAUUCUAUGACGCCGCGGUGAAUGGGGAGAACUUCAUCAGCUUCGACGUGGACGGAGGCACCUGGGUCGCUCGGCAGGGGGACAAGCUGGGUGCACUCUACACCCGGGACCUUCUCAUCCAGAAUAAGGGCGCAACCAUCACACUUCAGUUUCUCCUGAGAACAACGUGUGUCAAUCAGCUCAAUACGUUUGUCCAGUACGGGAGAGAGUCUCUGGAGAGGCAAGAGCGGCCGGUCGCCGUGGUGUUUGCCCGAGCGCCUCCCCCAGCCGGGCCCCCCGCGCCGGUACUGCUGGUUUGCCGGGUCACCGGUUUCUACCCCCGGCCCGUCCGCGUGGCCUGGCUGCAGGACGGGGAGGAGGUGGUGCCGGGCUGGUGGCUGAACUCCAGCGGGAUCCUGCCCAACGCGGACCUGACCUACCAGCUGCGCAGCUCCCUGGGCGUGGAGCCGGGCGCCGGGCACAGCUACGCCUGCCGGGUGCAGCACAGCAGCCUGGGGGGCCAGAGCCUGCUGAUCCCCUGGGAGCAGAGCAGGCCCUGGGGCCCCGGCCUGGCCGUGGGCAUCACCCUGGGGGUUGUGGCCGUAGCCGCCGUGGCCGUAGUGCUGUGGUGGAGGAGACGCAGGGUUCCCGCGACUGGCAGCUGCGGGAACAGAGCUGAGCAGAGACAGAGAGAGAGCGAAGUUGGCAGUGAGGGGCGUGGGCUGCAGAGGAACUUCCCUGACGCCCGCCAGAGCCCGGAUCCCCCUUCCCCUGCCAGGAUGCUGCUCGCUCUGCUGCUCCUCCCCUGGGCAUGGGGGGCCCUGGCCGCCUCCCCUCCUGUCCCCACAGCAUCUGUCACCCUCUGGCUGCUCCAAAUCGACGUCUUCCACAACGCCAGCUCCAUGGACAUGUGGGGGAUGGCCCUGCUGGGUGACCUGGAGACCCACUCCAUGGCCUGCAGCACCUGCGAGAUCCGCUUCCUGCAGCCCUGGGCCCGGCAGGGCCUGACCCCGAAGCAGUGGCAGGACCUGGAGCUGCUGAUCCAUCGCUACCUAUUCAACUUCAACCGGACUGUGACCAGAAUAGCCCAGCAGCAGGGAAUGGGCUACCCCUUUGUUACCCAGGGCUCCCUCGGCUGCGAGCUGCACCCCAACGGCACCUCCAGGGGAUUCUAUGACGCCGGAGUGAACGGCGACGACUUCAUCAGCUUUGACGCAGAUGCAGGGAAAUGGGUCGCUCGGCAGGGGGAUAACGUGGCUGCGCGCUACACCCGGGAUCUUCUCAACCAGGAUAAGGGCACAGCCAGCGCUCUUCAGUUUCUCCUGAGAACAACGUGUGUCAAUGAGAUCAAGAGCUUUGUCCAGCACGGGAGAGAGUCUCUGGAGAGGCAAGAGCGGCCGGUCGCCGUGGUGUUUGCCCGAGCGCCUCCCCCAGCCGGGACCCCCACACCGGUACUGCUGGUUUGCCGGGUCACCGGUUUCUACCCCCGGCCCGUCCGCGUGGCCUGGCUGCAGGACGGGGAGGAGGUGGUGCCGGGCUGGUGGCUGAACUCCAGCGGGAUCCUGCCCAACGCGGACCUGACCUACCAGCUGCGCAGCUCCCUGGGCGUGGAGCCGGGCGCCGGGCACAGCUACGCCUGCCGGGUGCAGCACAGCAGCCUGGGGGGCCAGAGCCUGCUGAUCCCCUGGGAGCAGAGCAGGCCCUGGGGCCCCGGCCUGGCCGUGGGCAUCACCCUGGGGGUUGUGGCCGUAGCCGCCGUGGCCGUGGUGCUGUGGCGGAGCAGACGCAGGGGCUACCAGGACGUUAGACCAGAGGAAUCCAGGCCCUGAGGGGGCGGCACCGGCCCAGGCGUGGGGAUCGGCCCCUCUCCUGGGGACAUGGACCUGUGCCCUGCUGUAAGCGAUUUAUCCUGGACUGGAACCCUCUGUUGGGUCCCAGCAGAGCUGCAUCGUCACUGCGGCGUAGUAUCCGCAGAGCCAGGUCAGUGAAGCUCUGGCUCAGAACCCCACGCAGCCACAUGGGAAUUGUUGGUUGAAGAUCAGUGACCAGGAGCCAGAAAGCACCAGCAGAAGCAGUGGAACUGAGAGACAGCCUAGAACAGCAACAAAAAGGGGCAGAAACUGGACUGAGAGAGAAGCAGGCCCUGGCCCAGCUGGAAACAGAAGCUGCUGAAAGAGAGGGACUGCUCGUAAGGGGCGCAUGGAGCUGCUGGCUGCUGAGGAGGGUUCGCCGGAUGCGACAGAAAGUGCCAGACUCCAGCUCCACGUGAAAAGAGCAAGGGAAGAACAGCAGAAACGGUCUCCUCUUGAGAGUCCAGGUUGUAACAGUGUUGGUGUGUUUGUUCCUCUGAGCAGUGUCUGUCUUGAACCAGUUUGCUAUGGCCAGGGAGAGGGUGACCGCUUGCUGGGGCCCCCAGGGCCGUCCUUAGGAUUUACGGGGCCCUCGGCAGGAUUAUUAAACUGGUGCCCCUGUGCCCCACGGCAGCCUGGCGGGGGCGGAGGGACAGGGCAGAAAGAACAAGGCGCCCGGCUCACCUCAUGGUGGGGGAGAGUCACCGUUCCCCGCAGAGACCCCUGUCCCCUCCCCUCCCGCAGAAUGGACGUGCAGAAGGUACCUAAUUGAAAGCACUAAACUUGGGAAUAAAAAAUGUCAGUCACAGGAUUUUUGAUCUGCCCUGAAGUUUGUCAGACAUCUGUUUGCAAACACUUGGUAGUCAGGGCGAGGCAGGCGUCCUGCUGAACCCAGCAUUCAGUAUUCUGCAAUACAGGAUGCAGCUCUUCUCUAGGUUACAUUUGCUUCACCAGUAUUUCUAAGCUGAUUUUAUAUUUGAAAUGUACUCUUACGCCUUCAUAAAGUAAUCCGUCCAGAUUGCUACAUAUGUAACUCACUGAAACCGACAGGGUUUGAAAUUAAUGAGUCACAGAGGUUUAGUGUGUUCAUAGCAAUGGUCAUUGCUUUCAGAGCAAGGGACACUAAUUUACUGUGGGUGAGGAAAUUUCACCAACUUUAAAAAAUAUGUUUGCAAAGAUUGUAGGCAUCACAAAGGGUUUUAUAUCUUACUAAGGUGCGGACUUUGCUAGUUCAUCGGAUAGUCAGAAGCAAAGAAAGGGAAACUUUGUCCAGCUAUCUGGAAGCAAAGGGCUGUGGCCUCCUUCAGUGUGGGGAGGGGGAGAGGGGUGAAGGGAGAACCGGAUGGACAGAAAGGACAGGAAGACUUUGGAAGGAAGUGUUUUUACUAUAGUCAUUAAAAUGGGUAUUUUAGAGAA